GCGGCGGCGGUGAGCUGCCGGUGUCCCGGCUGAGGGGCAGCCCCUGCGAUGCCGACGUCUGCGCCAUGCUGCUCGCCUCGUACUCCGCCUGCGCGCUGCUGCUGGCCGCCUGCCUGGGGCUGGAGCUGGCCGCCUGCCGCUCCCGGCCGGGCGGCGGCGCUGGGGGCGGCGGCGGCUCCGCCGCUGCCCCGCACUCCAACCCUGCCUUCCGCCGCUUCCAGCGCCGCUACUACGGCGUCUACCUGCCGGCGCUGGCGGCCGACUGGCUGCAGGGACCCUUCCUCUACAAGCUGUACCAGCACUACCGCUUCCUGGAGGGGCAGAUCGCCAUCCUCUACGUCUGCGGCUUGGCCUCCAGCCUCCUCUUCGGGCUGGUCUCCUCCUCCCUGGUGGACGUCCUGGGCAGGAAGAAGUCCUGCGUCCUCUUCUCCCUCACCUACUCCCUCUGCUGCCUGCUGAAGCUCUCCCGGGACUACCUGGUGCUGGCGGCAGGGAGGGUGCUGGGGGGGCUGUCCACGGCUUUGCUCUUCUCUGCCUUCGAGGCCUGGUACCUCCACGAGCACCUGGAGCGCUUCGACUUCCCCCCCGAGUGGAUCUCGGUCACCUUCUCCCGGGUGGCCUUCUGGAACAACCUCAUCGCCGUGGGGGCCGGGGGGGUGGCCGAGCUCUUCGCCGAGGGCCUGGCCUUGGGCCCCGUGGCUCCCUUCAUGGUCUCCAUCCCCCUGCUGGUGCUCUCCGGGGUGCUGGCCGUGAGGAGCUGGGAGGAGAACCACGGCCAGCGGAGAGCCUUCUCCAAGAGCUGCGCCGAGGGCCUGCGCUGCCUGCUGGCCGACCGCCGCGUCCUGCUGCUGGGCUCCGUGCAGGCUCUCUUUGAGAGCAUCAUCUACAUCUUCAUCUUCCUCUGGACCCCCGUCCUGGACCCCCACGGCGCCCCCCUGGGCGUGGUCUUCUCCAGCCUGAUGGCGGCCAGCGCCCUGGGCUCCUCCCUCUACCGCCUGGCGCUCUCCAAGCGCUACCACCUGCAGCCCGUGCACCUGCUGGCCCUGGCCGUCCUGCUGCUCUUCUUCUCCCUCUUCAUGCUCACCUUCUCCACCGGCCCCGGGCAGGAGCGCCCCGCCGAGUCCUUCCUGGCCUUCCUCCUCAUCGAGCUGGCCUGCGGCCUCUACUUCCCCGCCAUGGGCUUCCUGCGCCGCAAGGUGGUGCCGGAGAGGGAGCUCCCGGGGGUCACCAACUGGUUCCGGCUGCCCCUGGGCCUGCUGGGCUGCCUGGGGCUGCUGCUGCUGCACGACAGCGAGCGCCAGGCCGGCACCCGCAGCAUCUUCGGCCUCUGCGCCGCCCUGGCGCUGCUGGCGCUGCUGGCUGCCGGCCGCCUCUUCGCCCUGGGCCGCCACGACGCCGACCUGCGGGCGCCUGGCACUGCCGCCGUGCCCAGCGAGGACCCUGAGCCCUGA
Messenger RNA from Dryobates pubescens (Downy woodpecker), 1451 nucleotides. RefSeq names its product major facilitator superfamily domain containing 5 (gene SLC61A1). Gene Ontology annotation, cellular component: membrane. Lineage: Eukaryota; Metazoa; Chordata; Aves; Piciformes; Picidae. Bases 66 to 1451 code for a protein of 461 amino acids. Gene Ontology annotation, biological process: molybdate ion transport. The transcript has 2 exons. The record is from RefSeq and is a predicted model, not a curated record. Gene Ontology annotation, molecular function: molybdate ion transmembrane transporter activity.